This is a messenger RNA of Penicillium brasilianum, 1527 nucleotides long. NCBI's taxonomy places the organism in Eukaryota, Fungi, Ascomycota, Eurotiomycetes, Eurotiales, Aspergillaceae. The record is from the annotation of a GenBank genome assembly.
AUGUCGCCGUUUCAAUAUGGAGUGGACUUCACUAUGAUCGGUGGUUUCCAGGCCAUGGUAGGGUUUCUGAAGGUCUUUGGAGAGCAAUCGCCAAAUACUUCGAUUGGAUGGAAUAUUCCACAUGAGCGCCAGCAGCUGAUUUCUUCGCUCAUGACGUUGGGUGCCUUUGCGGGAUCUUGCUCGGCUGGACCGAUCGCAACGUACGUUGGCCGGAAGACAUCCCUGUACCUUGCGGUCUUCUUGAUCUAUGUCGCAAAUAUCGUCAUGAUGACUACCGACUCUAUCGGCGGUCUCUAUGCUGGUCGUUUGAUCAUCGGAAUUGGGAACGGCUUUUUGAUGACAUUCUCUCAACUGUACAUCCAGGAAUGCUCCCCUGCCCGCUACCGUGGCCUCAUGCUAGGCGCCUUCCAAUUCUGGACUUCCUUCGGCUCCCUUCUCGGAACGAUAAUUGACAACUUUACCGCCAAGAUAGACGGCAAGAACAGCUAUAUAAUUCCUCUGGGACUGGUCUUCAUCAUUCCCGCUUUCUUGUGCGCUGGUAUGUUCCUCGUCCCCGAGUCUCCCCGCUGGUUGCUUCAGCAGGACAAAGUCGAGGAAGCACGCAAAGCGCUCGUGUGGCUCAGGCCGGAUCAAGAGACAGUAGACAAGGAGAUGGAUGAUAUCCAAACUGCAAUUGAGCUGGAGCGGGAUAUGGCCAAUGGUGUGUCUAUUUGGGAUAUGUUUGCUAACCCCGUUGAUCGACGCCGGACGAUCCUGGCCGUUGCGGCCGUGUCAACCCAGGCUGCCUCUGGAGCUAUGUACAUGAUUGCUUACGGUACUUACUUCUUCGAGAUGGCUAAUGUCGGCAACGCUUUCGAGAAUAGCUGCAUUCUCACUGCCCUCGGCGUAGUAGCCAUCCUGAUCAACAUUGCAGUCAUCACUCGCAUUGGACGCCGCAGACUUUUCCUGACAGUUGGUUUGAUCAUCUGCGGUUUCAGCCAGCUUAUUGUCGCAAUCAUAUACACCAUCCACCCAGGUACUCAGGCCACUGGUAAAGCAAUCGUUGGUCUAUCUGUCAUUUUUAUUUUCGCAUACAACGGUAUGAUCUCGACCUAUGCUUGGGUUUCGGGUGGAGAGCUUCCAUCUCAGAGAUUGAGAUCGUAUACAUUCGGGUUUGCCGCGGCAGUAGGAUUCUUAGGUGCUUGGUUGGCCACUUUCACCGCGCCCUAUUUCAUCAACCCCGACUCCAUGAACUGGGGUCCAAAAUAUGGGUACAUUUGGUUCCCAUCCUGCUUGGUCGCUGCUGCCUUUAUAUACUUCUACCUCCCUGAGGUUAAGGGCCGGACCUUGGAGGAGAUUGAUGAAAUGUUUGAACAACGCCUUCCCGCUCGCAAAUUCUCGUCCUACAAGUGUGUUGGGCCAGCCGCACUCGAACAGAGACUCAAGGCUGCAGGCAAUCUGGCUGAGGUUGAGGUAGAAGAGAAUGAGGACCGAGCUUCUGGUGAUUCCGAGAAGGUUGCCACACAGACUAUUGAGAACAAGGUUUGA